Babesia ovata is the source of this 315-nucleotide messenger RNA. RefSeq lists its product as uncharacterized. The record is from RefSeq and is a predicted model, not a curated record. The coding region runs from base 1 to 315 and encodes 104 amino acids. Lineage: Eukaryota; Apicomplexa; Aconoidasida; Piroplasmida; Babesiidae. The transcript has 2 exons.
AUGACUUUGCGCAAACUAAUUCUGCGGUUGGGAGCUUUGAUGGUGCUUGCAGUUCGCAUCUGUUCGGUCAAUUCCGUCGAGCUCAAUUACAAGCUGGUCGCAUCGGGCUGUGAGGCCCGGUGUCGUAACAUGUUCCCACGCCAGGUGCCUAAGGAUAAGGCAGCUUCACCGUACGACGGCGUUACCUUUGGUGACUUCGAUGACAUCAAACUGUUCUCCUGUCUGGAGGCGUGCCGCAUGGCGCUGACAGCGUACCCGAAGGACGACGACGAGAUACGUCGCAACGACGAGAUUUCCAAGAAUCGCGGACCUUGA